Molecule: messenger RNA, 4006 nt
Organism: Hypanus sabinus (Atlantic stingray)
Lineage: Eukaryota; Metazoa; Chordata; Chondrichthyes; Myliobatiformes; Dasyatidae
Product: UDP-glucuronosyltransferase 3A1-like
Exons: 8
Coding region: 161-1726 (521 amino acids)
Molecular function (GO): UDP-glycosyltransferase activity
Source: RefSeq, a predicted model, not a curated record
CUACCCCUCCCUCAGUCUCGACAUGGUCGUGCUUCCUUUUCGGUGUUAAUUGAAGCCUAUCGUUCACUUUCAGUCUAGGGUUAUUGAUGGUGCAUCAUCAGGCUGAUCUGGAAGAUAAGUUUGGCUUAGGCUGUGGGAAGAACUUGCCAACGGCUCAGGCAUGGAGAACCAUAGAUUGUUCCUUCCAAUGGCGUGCACGUUUGUACUUCUGGCGUCUUCACAGUCGGCUAAAAUCCUGAUAAUCUCUCUGGUCGGGGGAAGCCACUACUUGCUGUUUGAUGAGAUUUCUCACACACUUCACCAGAGUGGCCAUGAUGUGCACAUGCUGGUUCAGUCUGGUGUCCCACGAAUUAAAGGUUUAAACUACACUGGGAGAAACAACAGUUACCGGGUUACACUGUGGUCUGCAAGUGAGGAAUAUCUGUCCAGAUAUGAGCAGUGGUUCUUGGAGAAGCAGCGAGAGUUCUUCCUGGGCAGAGAAACUGCGGACAUGUUCCUGGAUUUAAUGGGUCAUUUUGCACUGCAGUGUGAGUGGAUAAUGAAUGAUGUUAAUAUCAUUGACUCUUUAAGAGGUGAGCACUUCGAUAUUGCAGUGAUCGAUGCCUUUAAUCCUUGCUCAUUCCUGGUGGCCGAGAAGCUGGGUUUACAGUUUGUCACCGUCCAUGGGGGUAAUUUCUGGAAUGUUCACCAAUGGGGAAUGGGAGUCCCUCUCUCCUUUGUUCCCGUCCAUCGCUCACUACUCACCGAUCGCAUGGAUUUCUGGCAACGGCUGAAGAAUUCCUUAAUGUUCCUGGGCUCCCUUGGGUUUGAGAUGAGGAUCCAGGCACGGUUUGAAAAAGCCAUCAGGGAACACUUCCCUGGAACUGACGUCAGCCUCUCUAAGCUAUACACGAAGGCCCAGCUGGCAAUCUACAACACCGACUUUACCCUGGAAUUCUCACGGCCACUGCCUCCUAAUGUGAUUUGUGUUGGAGGGUUGCUUUCAAAACCGUCAAAGCCAGUCCCACAGGAACUAGAAGAUCUCCUACAGACUGCCGGAGAGAACGGCUUUGUGGUGGUGACCUUUGGCUCUAUGCUGAUGUCUGUCAGCCUCCCUGGGCUGCUGAAAGAGAUGAACGCUGCCUUUGCCCAGCUCCCCCAGUUGAUCAUCUGGAGACAACUGCGCAGUAACUGGCCAAGUGAUCUCCAACCUGCCCCCAAUGUCAAGCUGCUCGAUUGGCUCCCGCAGAAUGACCUGCUUGGUCAUCCCAAGGUUCGUCUCCUGGUGACACACGGGGGCAUGAACAGCCUGCAGCAGGCAGUGUACCACGGAGUGCCUGUGAUCGGCAUCCCACUCUUCGGAGAUCAGUUUGAUAACAUGGUGAGGGUGGAGGUCAAGGGCCUCGGGCUGACUGUUCAUGUCACCCAAGUACAGGCAGACCACCUGAGUCACACCAUGGCCACUGUCAUCAAGGACAAAAGGUACAAAGCUUCAGCAGAGACUCUGAGCCGUGUCCACCGCUCGUACCCAUUUCCUCCACGUCAGCGCCUGGUGCAGUGGCUGGAGCAUGUGCUGGAGUUUAGAGGAGGUGACCAUCUGAGACCCUACGGUUUGCAACUGCCCUGGUAUCAAUACCACCUCCUCGACGUCAUCCUCUUCCUGCUGGGCAGUGCCUCUGUGUUGGUCUACCUCAUGCUCAGGGUUGUGUACGGCCUGAAGGGGGUCGGAAAAGUGAAAAAGGAUUGAAGUGACUGUUGGUGAACACGCAGCCCCAGAUUUAAAAUUCUUUUAAAAGGAGCUAGUUUGCCUUGCAGAGUUUUGGGACUUGAUUGAGAUGGAGUUAUUAUCUUGGGUUUCCUGAUCAGAUAUAUUGUUACUGACUUAGCUGACAUGAGAAAAUCACAUAAGAUGCUAGAGGAACUCAGUAGGUCAGGUAGCAUCUAUAGAGGGGAAUAAGCAGUCAUAUUUCAGGCUGAGACCAUUCAUCAGGACUCGGACUGAAUCAUCAAUUUCAUUUCCCUCCACAGAUGCUGCCUGACCAGCUGAGUUCUUCCCACAUUUUCUAUGAGUUGCUGAAGAUUUCCAGCAUUUGCUAGAUCACUUGUGUUUAUGAUAAUGUGAAAUUUGUUGAUUUUUGUUAGCAGUGUAAAGAUAUAUAUUAUUAAUUUCAAAAACAAAUAAAGUGCAAAGAAACAACAAGCUGGUGUUUGUGGGUAUAUGCUCCAUUCAGAAACCUGAUGGUGGAGGGGAAGAGUCUGCUCUUAAAACAUAGUCUUCAGGCUCCUGUAUUCUCAUUGGCAGUAAUGAGAAGAGGCCAUGUCCUGGGUGGUGAGGGCCCUUCAUAGACUCAAAAAUCAUACAGAACAGAAAAAGGCCCUUUUGUCCAUCUAAUCCAUGCUGAAACAUCUAAACCAGAGGUUUCCAAUUGGGGCAUGUCCUCAGGGUGCAUUAGGGAAAAUAGAAGUUGUUGAGGGGGGCAGCAUUCAAUAUUCUUGGGGUGGGGGCACCAGAACCUGAGGCACAAGACCUGACCAACCGUUAGUGGAGCAGGCAUUUCCAAACAAACAGGAUGAGGCCCUGGACCACCAGUAGAACCAUAGCUCUGUAGGCGGUGAGCACUCAUCACAACGCGUCUGAAACUCAGUAAUCUCACCCGGCCUUAUCAACCAAAUAGACAUUAUUGGAGAUGCAUAAAUUAGCCACCAGGGUGCCCAGCAGUUCCCCUUGACUCGUGGCACAGAAUUAAUUCAUGCAAUGUAACAGUUGGUAAGAAAGUUCGCCCUCUUUGGUAAGAAAGUGCACAGAAGAUCAUCGGGACACAGCUCCCAGCCCUGGAGGACACCUACAGCUCACCCUGCCUAAGGAAAGCUACAAGCAUCUGUAAGGACAAUACACACCCACACAAUCAUCUGUUUGAACUUCUCCCACCUGGCAGACGUUAUAAGAUUUUCUAUGCCCACACUUCCGGACUGAAAAGCAGCUUUUUCCCAGAGCUAUUAUUGCUCUGAACCAAUCGAUCAAGCAUCAUCCAUACAUUUGUUAUAUUGCUACUUUUAAUCCUGGUUUUAUGGCCAUCAUGCAUCCGAGUUGCACUUUUGUGCUGCUGGACGUUGCUUGUACUGGCUGGUUACUGAAUUUUAUUUUUAAUUACUUGCAAUCUAGAUGCAAGAUGGUGGCACGACACAGCGUGCAGCGGCCACUUUGGAAUGAAUAUCUGUAAUCUGUCAAGAAGGAUGCCAUGUACAAUCCUGAUUUGAUGGAGACGGAUGUGUGAAGCACGGUGGAAUAUCUGGUGAAACUUCUGAAAUGCCUGUUUCGCUGCCGCUGCUACUGUGCGAUCGGAAAAAUCUCCGGGAGGAAGGCCCCGAAUACUCAGCUUUGCCUGUUGCUUGGCGGCCGGUGCCGGGGUCGAAGCGCUCGGCAGGGAUGGUACUCAGUGUUCGGUGUUGGAGGGCUGGUCGGACGCUCGAAGUUUCUGGACGGACUCGGAGUUGGCUGUGGUUGGGGCUCCCAAAGUGCUGCAUCGGCAAGCUGCGGCAUUGGAGGUUCAUGGCAGGAAGAGUUUUCCUUCCUUCUACCAUCUGCGUGAGAUGAUGGGCUGUAGGGACUUUGAGACUUUCUUUUAAACUGUGCCAUGGACUGCUCUUUAUCAGAUUACGGUAUUGCUUUGCACUGUUGAAACUAUGUGUUAUAAUUAUGUGGUCUCUGUCAGUCUUUUAUCAAUCAUGGUAUUGUCUGCACUGUUGAAACUAUAUGUAACUAUAACUAUAUGUAAUCUAUGUGGUUUUGUGUAGGUCUUGUAGCUUUAGUUUUGUCUGAUGGGUUUGUAGUUCCUUUCUGGGGAGCGUGCUAAGACGGUAGCACGAUAUCGUUACGCAGCGGCCUCUCCAGACUCUGGACUGGGGAUUACCAAAUGUUAUGUGGUUUUUCUUGUGUGGUCUGUUUUGUGCUUUUAUCAUUCCGGAGAACGUUGUCUCAUGUUUUAACUGCAUUGUAUUUGUGGUUUAUAAAUGACAAUAAUCUGAA